ACUCUACUUCUUCCUCCUAUCUGAACAAAUUUGCAAAAGCCACUGCAAAACGGCUUCUGGCUAUCAUUAUUGGGAAAUUAGUUGUGGCUGACGUUAUUGGUUUGAUAUCUGUGGAUCUUCUUAACAAGACUGUAGAAAAGGGCACUCAGUCUGAUGUGGGAGUUUCAGGAGACAAGUUGGUUCCUCAACCUGAAACUGUAAAGCGUCUUAAAAAGAUCCUUCAGCCUUACGAAGACCAAUCAUCUUAUCAUGUGAUCUGGCAGGGAGUCAUAUAUGUUGAUGUUUCUGCAAAUUUCAAUGAGUUAGACAAGCCUGAAAUUUCUGAAUGGGAAAGAGCUAUGAGAGCCUUCAAGCGUGCUUCUGCUGUGUAUAGGGCAAAAUACAAGAAACCUUCAGUCAUUAUUUAUGAUAACGUUAGCCGAUUAGUUCAUAAGAACCCAGAAAUCCUCGAUAUUCUCCAGGACGAUGCAAAGGACAAUGCAGAUGACCAAAAGUACAUUGCUGUAUUUGUCAGCAGUGAAGGUUCGGUGCCUAGAAGAAUGGAAUCUCGUAGUUCUUGGUUACAUGCGAAAAAACCUGUAAUGGAAAUCAGUGACCUUGAUAAGGAAGAAUCAAUGGAAUAUCUGGUUAAGAAACAUAGUAUCAAGGAAGAAGAUGCGAAAAAAUUAUAUGAUUUGGUUGGGGGUCGCAUUGUAGAUCUAAAGACUGUGGCGGAUGACUUCCUGGUUGGACAAAAAUUUGAAAUCAUUAAACAGUCAAUUUUAGAUGAAGUUGAGAAGAAAUUUGGCACUGCACGACUCCUUCCAAAUGAUCCACAUUAUAAAGUAGGAAAGAGUAUUUUUAGUGAUUUGAAAGAAUCUAAUGAGCUUAGCUUUUUAGCAUUUAAGAAAUAUUUCGAUAAGAUUGAUGAAUUAAAUGAGAUGUUGGGAAGUAACAUAUUUGCAUAUCAUCCGGCAAAAAAUACUGUUACAUUUCAAUCUCAAUCGAUAAAAUGUUAUAUUCUAGAAAAGGGUGAUAUGUUUCUUAAAAAGAAUAAAAAGAGUUAA
Messenger RNA from Funneliformis caledonium, 1046 nucleotides. NCBI's taxonomy places the organism in Eukaryota, Fungi, Glomeromycota, Glomeromycetes, Glomerales, Glomeraceae. The record is from the annotation of a GenBank genome assembly.